Messenger RNA from Puntigrus tetrazona (Sumatra barb), 8373 nucleotides. RefSeq names its product contactin 3a, tandem duplicate 2 (gene cntn3a.2). Bases 470 to 3541 code for a protein of 1023 amino acids. The transcript has 23 exons. Lineage: Eukaryota; Metazoa; Chordata; Actinopteri; Cypriniformes; Cyprinidae. Gene Ontology annotation, molecular function: protein binding. The record is from RefSeq and is a predicted model, not a curated record.
AACAACGUCUCUCUCUUCCUCUGCGUGGCUGUGGACGCGGCGAGGUGAGCUUGGCACGGGAGAGGGACUGUCUGGCUUUGCGCGCAGUUUGCAGACAGAUUUGCGAGGGAGCCGCGCUGGAAUAUAUUCAGGGGUGAAGAACCGAAGGGAGAAAGGGCGAAACCCUCCUCCAGCCUGCGCUUUCUUCUCCCUCUUCUCUCUCUCUCUGUAUCUAUCUCUGGACGCGAAGACUUGGGCAAAAUGGUUUUUCCGAAAUCUCAGUGACUGCGAUGUCAGCACCUCUCGUCCACCGCUUGUGGAGCACAGACUAAAUACACCUCCCGAGAGAAGAAAAAAACACGCUAGCGGGGUCAGGUGGUUUUCUCGAGAGAGAGAGAGAGAGAGAGAGAGAGAGAGAGAGAGAGAGAGAGCGCAGCCGUUCAUUCACGGCGUACUGGAUUCAAGUAACACUCGCCCCUGGCAGCUGAAGAUGACGUUACUAUGGAAACAGUUUUUGCUGCUAUCAAUCAUGGAGUAUCUUGCAGAGUGUAUGGAUUAUAAGUCUUUCAAUGGGCCGAAAUGGCGAAUGGAGCCUAGUGAUCUGACGGUGGGCUCACUGGAAGAAGAGGCGACGCUGACCUGUGACGCAAAGGGCAUCCCUUCCCCUCAGUACAGGUGGUCUCUGAACGGCACGUUGAUUAAUCUCAGUACCGAUUCCCGUCGGCGGCUAUCUGGAGGAAAUUUGGUCAUUAGGAGUCUGGACCGAGCCCAGGAUGGAGGGAUAUACCAGUGCACUGCCUUCAACCCACAGGGAGCAAUUCUUAGCAGAAGAGCGAGCCUCCAGUUUGCAUACUUGAAUUUAAAAACUCAAACAAGAAGUGCUGUCUCUGUGCGAGAAGGCCAGGGGGUUGUUUUACUUUGUGGUACACCAUCAUAUGCAGGAGAUCUCUCAUUUGCAUGGGUCUUUAAUGAGUACCCUUACUUUGUUCAGCAAGACAAUCGUCGCUUUGUCUCUCAGGAGACGGGAAACCUUUACAUCGCCAAAGUCGAGCCCUCAGAUGUGGGUAACUACACAUGCGUGGUGGUUAACCGCAUCACUAAAGGCAAAGUCCUCAGCUCGCCGACCCCUCUGGUACUACGAACCGAUGGCGUAAUGGGUGAAUAUGAGCCGAAAAUAGAGGUUCAUUUCUCUGACAUGGUUCCGGCUGCAAAGGGAUCAGUUGUGACACUGGAGUGUUUUGCUUUGGGGAACCCAGUUCCAGAGAUAACGUGGAGGAGAGCGAACGGAGUGCCGUUUCCCAGCAAGGUGAAGAUGAAGAACUCAAAUGUAGUUCUGGAGAUUCCCAGUUUCCAGCAGGAGGAUGCCGGAGGCUAUGAAUGUGUGGCUGAGAACAAGAUGGGAAAGAACACAGUGCAAGGACGACUGUCUUUCCACGCGAAGCCUCAGUGGGUUCAGACGAUGCGAGACAACGCUUUGUCAAUCGAAGAGAGAUUGUUCUGGGAGUGCAAGGCCAAUGGGAAGCCCAAGCCUUCGUACAGCUGGUUGAAGAAUGGAGAACUACUGGCAGCCGAGGACAGGAUCCAGAUAGAGAACGGAGCCCUGACAAUGAGCUCUGUAAACCUCUCAGAUGCUGGCAUGUAUCAGUGUGUCGCUGAGAACAAACAUGGAAUCAUUUAUUUUGGUGCUGAAUUGGUGGUGUUAGCCUCGCCCCCAGACUUUUCCAGAAGCCCUCUCAGAGCUCUGCUUAAAGCCAAGACGGGUAGCACCGUCACGAUGGAGUGCAGGCCGCAGGCGUUUCCCACAGCCACCAGCAUGUGGAGGAAAGGCAACGAACCGGUGCAGAGCUCAGAGAGGAUAACUUUACUUCCUGAUGGAACACUUAGAAUUACAAAUGUGACCAAGAUGGACGGGGGAAACUACGCUUGCUUGGCUAGAAACCAGUUUGGUGCGGCCAGCACUACAGGAAGACUGCUGGUCACAGAUCCCACACAAAUCACCCAGGGUCCAGUGGACAUGGAGAUCAUUGUUGGAGAGAGCAUCGUCCUGCCCUGCCAGAUCUCCUGCGACCCUGCUCUGGAUGUUUCAUUCUCCUGGGCCUUCAAUGGGCAGCUCCUAAAUAAACUAGACCAACAUUAUGAGCAUGUGGGUGGGAGUACAUCUGGAGAUUUGAUGAUACGGAAUAUACAGCUCAAACACGCCGGAAAGUACGUCUGUGUGGUCGACACGGAUGUUGAGAGUUUAUCGGCGGCGGCUAUUUUAAUCGUGAAAGGUCCCCCAGGAGCUCCAGAUGGUGUAACAGUGGAGGAGAUCACAGACAGCACGGCUCAGCUUUCUUGGAGACCUGGCCAGGAUAACGGCAGCCCCAUCACAAGCUAUAUCAUCCAGGCCAAGACAGCUUUCACAGUGGGCUGGCAAGCGGUGAACACGGUCCCGGGGGUGAUUGAUGGGAACACCUUGACGGCGACGGUGGUGGAUCUGAACGCAUGGGUGGAGUAUGAGUUCAGAGUGCUGGCCAGAAAUAGCGUUGGCGUGGGUGAACCGAGUCCUGCUUCUCUUAAAACUAGAACUGAAGAUUCAGUUCCUGACACGGCCCCCACCGAUGUCGGAGGUGGGGGUGGCUCCAAGUCAGAGCUAGUAAUAACAUGGGAGCCUGUGCCUGAAGACCUGCAAAACGGGGAUGGUUUCGGCUACAUCAUCGCUUUCCGGCCGCUGGGCGAGGUCAACUGGACGCACGCCGUCACCUCCGUACCGUCCCAGUCGCGUUACGUGUACAGGAACGAGAGCAUCCCGCCCUUCUCUCCAUUUAGCGUCAAAGUGGGUGCCUACAACACCAAAGGCCAGGGACCAUUCAGCCCCGUUACCAUUGUGUACUCGGCUGAGAACGAGCCCAGUGGCGUUCCAGACGGCGUGUGGGCCAGAAGCAUUUCUGCCACUGAAAUUGAAGUGAGCUGGCACAUUCUCAGCGCUUCCCCAGAAAGAGUGUUGGGCUAUGAGGUGGUGUACUGGGAGGACGAUACAAAACCAGAGACCAUGGGCAAAGUCAGAGUGUCUGCCAAUCAGAACAAGGUUAACAUCAGCGGGCUGAGAGGAUACACUCAGUAUUUCCUGACAGUGAGCGCUUUCAACACAGCAGGAACUGGCCCACUGUCUCCCACCAUCAACGUGACCACCAAGAAGUCCCCACCCGGGCAGCCACCUUUGAACGUGGAGUGGAAUCUGAUUGGCUCUAAGCUCACUGUUCACUGGGAGCCUGUCAUUUCUCUGGAGAUGGAGUCAGAUGUUACCGGGUAUCAGGUGUCUUACAGAAGGAACCGGCAUAAAGAAAUUAACACAAUAACAACAAAUCUGACCUCAGUGGAGCUCACGCUACCUGCAGAUGAUGAUUACAUCAUUCAGAUACGGGCGCUGAGUGACGGAGGAGAAGGGAUGCCAACCGAACCCAUCAAUAUACAUAAACUUAGUAUGAGCGUACGAGGGUCCAGAGCCUGGCGACCCAACACCAUCCCGGUCUCCUUGCUUUCUAUCAUCGCGUUAUCGACACUAAAACCGGCUUUGUGUUAACGUCCGAAGAAUCGAACAUCCCCUGACCGGUAUGAUUGCCUGCACUCUUCCUCGCUCUGCAGCCACUGGAGAGGUGCACCAAAACACUUCUGAAGAGAGAUUAUUGAUCUAUCUCUCCAUAGUUAUCUGAGGCAAUGCCCGGCGAGGCCUUCAAGGAGCGUAACGGGAAAACGUCAGCGUCACGGUGGUCAGAUUUCAUGUGCAUGUGUUAUGUACUGUGUAUCAUUGUGUCCUUGCAAGUGAUCCGAGACCCUAACAAGGUUUCAACCGAAGGGUUUUGAAGAGUAUCGGUGUACGAGGAGGGAUGAGUCAUGUUACUGCACUAAGAUUUCAUCUUCUCAUUGAUCCGUCGAAACAAAUGCCUUACUUCCAUGUACAUGCCAAAGUAGUUAACAUCCUUUUACUUCUUACUAAGCUACUGUUUGUUAAAGUUGUGAUUUGUUUUGUAGAUCACAUCAUUAAUUGAAGGAUUAGUUCACCCAAAAUCAUUUACACACCCCCAUGUUGUUGUCAUGUGACUUUAAAGAACAAUCGCGUGCAAUUACAACGAAUGGAGAAAGAGGCAGAUUCGUUUGUUUCUUAAUCGAAACAAUAUUUUGGGGGAAAUGUAACAUUGUGUCACUUUUUCACCAAUGGAUGCUCUGCAGUGAAUGGGUGCCGUAAGAAUAAGAGUCCAAACAGCUGAUAAAAACAUCACAAUAAUCAAAGUAGUCAACACAACUAUGGCAUUUUAACUUUUAAAGCUAUAUUGAGAGCUAUUUUGUAGAUCUUAAAAACACCUUACAGGUGGAUUUGUUUAUUACAAAUGCUCAGCUCUUAACACAAGACAAAUCUGAUAAACCGGAGUCACGUGGAUUAGUUAUUGUGUUUUUCAUCAGCUGUUUUGACGGCACCCAUUCACUACAUUGGUGAGCAAGUGACGUAAUGAUACAUUGCUCCAAAUCUGUCUUUAGGAAGAAACAAACUCGUCUGACCUGAGAAUAAUUACAUUUACAGCAAAUUAACAUUUUUGAAGUCACAAAAGAGCUAUAAAUAUAUCAUAAAUGCAGUGCAUACUUGUUUGCCGUGUCACCUCUAACAAAUUCACGUGAGGAUUUUAUGCGAGAAGCAAGCCAAAAAAUUCAACUUUCGUGUUUCAAUGAAAAAAGAAAGACGUUUGGAACAACAUGAGGGUGAGUAAAUAAUGACAGAAGGCUCAUAUUUUGUGUGUGAAUGAUCCCUUUAAGCUGUUUGUUAUACUUGUGAUUCUGUAAUGGUAUUAUUAAUUAACAUUUAGCCUUUGCUUAUUAGUUUAGUUAUUUGUUCAAGAGUUGUCUCUGUGCCUUAUCUAUGUUUUAGCACACAGUAGGCUUGUAUUUGUUUGCUCCAGGCACCAUGUUGCAGCUACAAGCCUCAAGUAUUCAUGAUUGUCGAAGCGCUACAGUACAUUCACAGGUUUUGUGACAACAAGAUCUACUGUGUUAACACUAGGAGAGGUUAUGGGUAAAUCUGCGUACGCUCACAACCAUAAACUGAUGAUAUCAAAUGAUGGUGACACGAGGGAACUUUUAUAAAUAUGCUAGGGACGCUCACAGUUAAAAAUUUGAUUAAGCAUUUAGACAGUUAUUGCAGUCAUAAAGAUUUGGUUCAAUAAAAAAUAAUUUAAUCAUUUUUGAUGAUCAAAAAUGCACUGUUUUAGUAAUAAGGGGUGAAAACGUAAUUUUGAGACGAGCAACCAAUUAUUGCAGUUUGAGAGAUGUUAGAUUUUCUUUCCUCUCUAACAGAAAUCCUGGAGUGCUAAAGUUACAUUUUAAUGACCUUUUUCUUAGCAUCACUUAAUUAUCCCUUGUGAAAAAGAAACGUUCUAAAUUGUAUUCAAUUUGCACUCGUGGUGUACUUUCAGUCUUAAAAAGUACUUGCAGAUAAUAUUAAUGAUAAAAGGCCACUUUAGUGUAUUCACUUUAAUGAUUUUUUUUUUUACUUUUUACAUUGUGAAGUUAAAACAAGUACAUUGUUUAAAUAAUAUUUUGUCGUACUAGUACACUUUUUUUUUACGUGUUGACAUGCAUUAAAGCGCUUGCAAAGAACUUGAUUAGUGUAAGUGUAAUGUGUCAAGAUUACGUAGUUAAUAGAUUGAGUUAUUGCAAAAGUGUAAUUGCAGAUAUAUUAUUAUAUAUUAUUGAAAUAAAUGACAAACAAGUUUCAAUAGAACUGACAUUUUUUUAAGUUACCUUAAAAGCUUACCAGCACACACUAUCCACUUUAACAGCAUUUCAAAGACAAAAUAAUUAUGAAAGUAUAUUAUUUUCAUGAGUAGUUUUGAGUGUACUUCUUUUUCACAAGGGAUGGCUCAAGUAUUAUCUUUUUUUUGUCUCUUUUUGGUUUGGAAAAACUAAAAACUAGUCUCCUGUACAUGAGUGUUUUUAAUAGCUUUGCCAUUUUCAGGUACAGCAAAGUGAGCUUGAUAGGACGGGUUUAAUGUAUUAAUGAUCUGUUAAGCACUACAGCAUAAGCUCAGAAUACGUUCUUGGCCCGUUUUAACUUGUUUUAUUGUAUGUAACAACGAAUUAGAUGUCAGCUAGUGUUUUUUUUUCUUUGCCCUUGGUUUAUCUGCGCACUGUUAGAUCCGGGCAAGCAUAUUCGGUCUGCUGCCGGUGUUUCUUCACACGGCAGAGUAUGCAAAUAGCGUUGUGUCGCCCGUUGCUUUUAGUACAGAUAGUACAGAUAUCAGCGCAUCCCUAGUUUUAGUUCUUAUUCGUUUUAAAGGGGCGGGCAGCGACGGAUACUGCACACAUCUGCUGUAUCUCCAACCAGAAAUGCUGAUUUGUCUCUAAAAGCCACUUGUGUUUGUUUUUUGGCCAUGUACAUCGUGACUUGUUCUCCUGUGACUGUUAAAAGUUAUGGUACUUUAUGUAUUUUUGUUUAGAUAAAUAGUUAGUUUUAUUUGUCACUAUUUCGCUGUGCUGGACUGCGGCGCAGAUUCUAGGCCACUCACCAGAUGCUCCUCAGGGCCUUUAUCAGCUGAAUCAGAUGUGUUUAGGAAAGUUCGGGGCAAAAAAACUGCUUACCCAGUAGCGCUCCAAUUGCUUUAGACUCUUUCAGUUCCGGUAAUUAAAGAAAUAGUUCACCUAAAAAUGAAAAAUUGCUGACCAUUUACUCACCCCCUCACAUCAUCCAAAACAUAUAUGAGAUUUCUUCAUCUAAGCAGAUUUGGAGAAAUGUAGCAUUACGCCACUGGCUCACCAAUGGAUGCUCUGCAGUGAAUGGGUGCCGUCAGAAUGAGAGCCCGAACAGCUGAUAAAAGCAUCACAGGUAAUUCACACAACUGCAGUUUAUCGAUUAUCAUCUUGUAUUACUUGUGAAUCGUCGUCCCUGUCUGACGGCACCCAUUGCCUGCAAUGUAUUAUAAGUAAUAUAAUGCUACAUUUGAUGAAGAAACAAACUCAUCUACUUCUUGGAUGGCCCAAAGGGUGAGUACAUUCUCAGCAUUUAACUAUUCCUUUAUGCUUGUGUAUUGCAAUCCUAAAAUAAAAAAAAUGGCCUAAAUCAUUGCUGUCGAAAGAUAUAAACACAAGAACGCAGUAAAACUGGCCUGAAAGCACCAUUAUUUGACUGAUCCCUACCACGAUGUAGGAGCCAUUAAACCGUGCUAAUAAAUUACAGUGUGCCCCGCGGUGGCUUUUGACCAAAUCUGCAAGGGAAUAAAUGUUAUAAGCAGAGGCGAAGACAAGAUGGAUGAGAGAUGAACAGCGUGGCGAGCUAUAUCAGGACUGUCCAGACAGCUGACGAGGAGCAGCUUCGCUUUUUUGUUCUUUUGUUUCUCCUCGCGAAAAGGGACGCGGCCACCUUUCUGUGUCAUUUUAGGAUGACCGCACUCAAAGGGCCUUUGUACGACUCUCACUUACGCACAUUUGAGGAGACUCCAGGGCGUUGUUCAAGGCCGCCCGCACACUCGGCCUUGGUUGUGAAUUGUAAGGUCAAACAGGAAGCAGUCAGAAGUGAGAGUAAAUGAAAAUGCUCUCUGAGUGAGAAAAGUCGCAUUGUCCCUACAGACUUGCCGUACAAUAUAGAUGUCACAUCAAACUCUGUUGAAGCUCUUGGAUGUUUUUUGUGUCCGGGAUGAAGGCUGCUGCAUGAUUUUGAUUUAACCUUUGAUAAUGGCUGCUGACAUUUAGGUGCCUGUUGGGACUUGUGUAUUUUGUUCUGGAUUGUCAGCCCAUUUUGUGAAUAUUAUUCAUAUUUUCUAUGGAGUUGCGUCAGAGUACUUCAUCUGAGAUCCUUAAGUGCUUAUUAUAAAUGUAAAAAACAAAAACAAAAAAAAAAUCAUUGGUUUAUGUGAUUGCUUCUGAAAAAGGUAAAAAAAAAAAAGUGUUUUGUAUUUCGUAAAUAUUGUUUCGUUGUUUCAGUUUUUAUUAACUUGUAAUGGCUUUUUUUUUUGUUAAAGGUCAAGUGUUGUCCUUUAAAACUAAAGUAAUUUGAUUAUGGCUGUCACAGAUUGAUUUGUGGAAAGAUUAUGUAGUGGAAUGCGAGAUGAUAUUUCGUUCCUCUUUGGUUGAAAUGUCGACGAGAUCAAGAUUAACUUGUGUUUUUUGCGUGUUAGAUUCAAAUAGAUCCACCUUCCUUAAUACAUGUAACAACACUUGACCUAAUGUUUUGAUAUUUCUGUAUUAAUACAUUGUUCACUGAAUACAUCUCUGUGAGAUGAUGUCCUGGAGCUCAAUACCGUUUUCAUAUUGAAAAGAACUGGACUGUGUAUAGUAAAGCUGUGCAUGUUGAUUGUUUAAUGUGUGUACAUUUUCUAAAGCAAAUUUAAUAAAACAUCUUACUGGAGAUUUACCUCCAUAAUGCCACGG